AUGACAACACCACCUGUCGCGGAGAGCGAGGCAGUCUGCCUGCCACUGUCCACCCGCAUCACAGAGCCACCUGUUGGCGGCGUAGCGAGUGCGGGCGGCAGUCCCAGGCCGGUACCCACGCUCCUGACAGAUGGCGGGCGGGAAGCGCCUGCGUUAGCCGAACGACGUGGCCAGCAUACGCCACUGGGAGCCGUGGCCGGCGCGGGCAGCGGCGAGCCCCGGCCUUUGCCUAACACUGCGCCUCUGGCCGCAGCGACGCGUUCGGCGGCAGGCGUCGGCAGCGUGCUGCCUUCACCUCCCGAACUUGGGCUCGGCACUCGUGGCGACGCGGUUGACGUCGCAGAGCGUAUCGGUAGUGGGAUGCCAGACCACCUCGGCGUGCGCACACACAGUACGCACAACGCGGGGGUAGCAACCACCGCCGUCCUGGGUGUCACCGACGCCUGCACACUCACACAGGGUGACGCCUUGGUGACGAAGCAGAUCCCGCAGCGGAAGACCUCCGCCGGCAGCGUCACCACAAGCUCCAUUGUUCAGGUCGCGGACCUGAAACAGGGAAAUAAGCGCGACCUCUUCCCGGUGCAGAAAUCAGUCCGCGGCGACCAAACGGCGGCGGCGGCGGCGGCGGCGAGCACCGGCAGGCCGCGACCAAACGGCGGCGGCGGCGGCGGCGGCGAGCACCGGCAGGCCGCGACCAAACGGCGGCGGCGGCGGCGAGCACCGGCAGGCGGCGACCAAACGGCGGCGGCGGCGGCGAGCACCGGCAGGCGGCGACCAAACGGCGGCGGCGGCGGCGAGCACCGGCAGGCGGCGACCAAACGGCGGCGGCGGCGGCGAGCACCGGCAGGCGGCGACCAAACGGCGGCGGCGGCGGCGAGCACCGGCAGGCGGCGACCAAACGGCGGCGGCGGCGAGCACCGGCAGGCGGCGACCAAACGGCGGCGGCGGCGGCGGCGAGCACCGGCAGGCGGCGACCAAACGGCGGCGGCGGCGGCGGCGAGCACCGGCAGGCGGCGACCAAACGGCGGCGGCGGCGGCGGCGAGCACCGGCAGGCGGCGACCAAACGGCGGCGGCGGCGGCGGCGAGCACCGGCAGGCGGCGACCAAACGGCGGCGGCGGCGGCGGCGAGCACCGGCAGGCGGCGACCAAACGGCGGCGGCGGCGGCGGCGAGCACCGGCAGGCGGCGACCAAACGGCGGCGGCGGCGGCGAGCACCGGCAGGCGGCGACCAAACGGCGGCGGCGGCGGCGGCGGCGAGCACCGGCAGGCGGCGACCAAACGGCGGCGGCGGCGGCGGCGAGCACCGGCAGGCGGCGACCAAACGGCGGCGGCGGCGGCGGCGGCGGCAGCGAGCACCGGCAGGCGGCGACCAAACGGCGGCGGCGGCGGCGGCGAGCACCGGCAGGCGGCGACCAAACGGCGGCGGCGGCGGCGGCGAGCACCGGCAGGCGGCGACCAAACGGCGGCGGCGGCGGCGGCGAGCACCGGCAGGCGGCGACCAAACGGCGGCGGCGGCGGCGGCGAGCACCGGCAGGCGGCGACCAAACGGCGGCGGCGGCGGCGGCGAGCACCGGCAGGCGGCGACCAAACGGCGGCGGCGGCGGCGGCGAGCACCGGCAGGCGGCGACCAAACGGCGGCGGCGGCGGCGGCGAGCACCGGCAGGCGGCGACCAAACGGCGGCGGCGGCGGCGGCGAGCACCGGCAGGCGGCGACCAAACGGCGGCGGCGGCGGCGGCGAGCACCGGCAGGCGGCGACCAAACGGCGGCGGCGGCGGCGGCGGCGAGCACCGGCAGGCGGCGACCAAACGGCGGCGGCGGCGGCGGCGGCGGCGGCGAGCACCGGCAGGCGGCGACCAAACGGCGGCGGCGGCGGCGGCGGCGGCGAGCACCGGCAGGCGGCGACCAAACGGCGGCGGCGGCGGCGGCGGCGGCGAGCACCGGCAGGCGGCGACCAAACGGCGGCGGCGGCGGCGGCGAGCACCGGCAGGCGGCGACCAAACGGCGGCGGCGGCGGCGGCGAGCACCGGCAGGCGGCGACCAAACGGCGGCGGCGGCGGCGGCGAGCACCGGCAGGCGGCGACCAAACGGCGGCGGCGGCGGCGGCGGCGGCGGCGGCGGCGGCGACCAAACGGCGGCGGCGGCGGCGGCGAGCACCGGCAGGCGGCGACCAAACGGCGGCGGCGGCGGCGGCGAGCACCGGCAGGCGGCGACCAAACGGCGGCGGCGGCGGCGGCGAGCACCGGCAGGCGGCGACCAAACGGCGGCGGCGGCGGCGGCGAGCACCGGCAGGCGGCGACCAAACGGCGGCGGCGGCGGCGGCGAGCACCGGCAGGCGGCGACCAAACGGCGGCGGCGGCGGCGGCGAGCACCGGCAGGCGGCGACCAAACGGCGGCGGCGGCGGCGGCGGCGGCGGCGGCGGCGGCGAGCACCGGCAGGCGGCGACCAAACGGCGGCGGCGGCGGCGGCGGCGAGCACCGGCAGGCGGCGACCAAACGGCGGCGGCGGCGGCGGCGGCGAGCACCGGCAGGCGGCGACCAAACGGCGGCGGCGGCGGCGGCGGCGAGCACCGGCAGGCGGCGACCAAACGGCGGCGGCGGCGGCGGCGGCGAGCACCGGCAGGCGGCGACCAAACGGCGGCGGCGGCGGCGGCGAGCACCGGCAGGCGGCGACCAAACGGCGGCGGCGGCGGCGGCGAGCACCGGCAGGCGGCGACCAAACGGCGGCGGCGGCGGCGGCGAGCACCGGCAGGCGGCGACCAAACGGCGGCGGCGGCGGCGGCGAGCACCGGCAGGCGGCGACCAAACGGCGGCGGCGGCGGCGAGCACCGGCAGGCGGCGACCAAACGGCGGCGGCGGCGGCGGCGGCGAGCACCGGCAGGCGGCGACCAAACGGCGGCGGCGGCGGCGGCGAGCACCGGCAGGCGGCGACCAAACGGCGGCGGCGGCGGCGGCGGCGGCAGCGAGCACCGGCAGGCGGCGACCAAACGGCGGCGGCGGCGGCGGCGAGCACCGGCAGGCGGCGACCAAACGGCGGCGGCGGCGGCGGCGAGCACCGGCAGGCGGCGACCAAACGGCGGCGGCGGCGGCGGCGAGCACCGGCAGGCGGCGACCAAACGGCGGCGGCGGCGGCGAGCACCGGCAGGCGGCGACCAAACGGCGGCGGCGGCGGCGGCGGCGAGCACCGGCAGGCGGCGACCAAACGGCGGCGGCGGCGGCGGCGAGCACCGGCAGGCGGCGACCAAACGGCGGCGGCGGCGGCGGCGGCGGCAGCGAGCACCGGCAGGCGGCGACCAAACGGCGGCGGCGGCGGCGGCGAGCACCGGCAGGCGGCGACCAAACGGCGGCGGCGGCGGCGGCGAGCACCGGCAGGCGGCGACCAAACGGCGGCGGCGGCGGCGGCGAGCACCGGCAGGCGGCGACCAAACGGCGGCGGCGGCGGCGGCGAGCACCGGCAGGCGGCGACCAAACGGCGGCGGCGGCGGCGGCGAGCACCGGCAGGCGGCGACCAAACGGCGGCGGCGGCGGCGGCGGCGGCGGCGGCGAGCACCGGCAGGCGGCGACCAAACGGCGGCGGCGGCGGCGGCGAGCACCGGCAGGCGGCGACCAAACGGCGGCGGCGGCGGCGGCGAGCACCGGCAGGCGGCGACCAAACGGCGGCGGCGGCGGCGGCGAGCACCGGCAGGCGGCGACCAAACGGCGGCGGCGGCGGCGGCGGCGAGCACCGGCAGGCGGCGACCAAACGGCGGCGGCGGCGGCGGCGGCGGCGAGCACCGGCAGGCGGCGACCAAACGGCGGCGGCGGCGGCGGCGAGCACCGGCAGGCGGCGACCAAACGGCGGCGGCGGCGGCGGCGAGCACCGGCAGGCGGCGACCAAACGGCGGCGGCGGCGGCGGCGAGCACCGGCAGGCGGCGACCAAACGGCGGCGGCGGCGGCGGCGGCGGCGGCGGCGGCGGCGACCAAACGGCGGCGGCGGCGGCGGCGAGCACCGGCAGGCGGCGACCAAACGGCGGCGGCGGCGGCGGCGAGCACCGGCAGGCGGCGACCAAACGGCGGCGGCGGCGGCGGCGAGCACCGGCAGGCGGCGACCAAACGGCGGCGGCGGCGGCGGCGAGCACCGGCAGGCGGCGACCAAACGGCGGCGGCGGCGGCGGCGAGCACCGGCAGGCGGCGACCAAACGGCGGCGGCGGCGGCGGCGAGCACCGGCAGGCGGCGACCAAACGGCGGCGGCGGCGGCGGCGGCGGCGGCGGCGGCGGCGGCGAGCACCGGCAGGCGGCGACCAAACGGCGGCGGCGGCGGCGGCGGCGAGCACCGGCAGGCGGCGACCAAACGGCGGCGGCGGCGGCGGCGGCGAGCACCGGCAGGCGGCGACCAAACGGCGGCGGCGGCGGCGGCGGCGAGCACCGGCAGGCGGCGACCAAACGGCGGCGGCGGCGGCGGCGAGCACCGGCAGGCGGCGACCAAACGGCGGCGGCGGCGGCGGCGAGCACCGGCAGGCGGCGACCAAACGGCGGCGGCGGCGGCGGCGAGCACCGGCAGGCGGCGACCAAACGGCGGCGGCGGCGGCGGCGAGCACCGGCAGGCGGCGACCAAACGGCGGCGGCGGCGGCGGCGAGCACCGGCAGGCGGCGACCAAACGGCGGCGGCGGCGGCGGCGAGCACCGGCAGGCGGCGACCAAACGGCGGCGGCGGCGGCGAGCACCGGCAGGCGGCGACCAAACGGCGGCGGCGGCGGCGAGCACCGGCAGGCCGCGACCAAACGGCGGCGGCGGCGGCGAGCACCGGCAGGCGGCGACCAAACGGCGGCGGCGGCGGCGAGCACCGGCAGGCGGCGACCAAACGGCGGCGGCGGCGGCGAGCACCGGCAGGCGGCGACCAAACGGCGGCGGCGGCGGCGAGCACCGGCAGGCGGCGACCAAACGGCGGCGGCGGCGGCGAGCACCGGCAGGCGGCGACCAAACGGCGGCGGCGGCGGCGAGCACCGGCAGGCGGCGACCAAACGGCGGCGGCGGCGGCGAGCACCGGCAGGCGGCGACCAAACGGCGGCGGCGGCGGCGGCGAGCACCGGCAGGCGGCGACCAAACGGCGGCGGCGGCGGCGGCGAGCACCGGCAGAGGGCGACCAAACGGCGGCGGCGGCGGCGGCGGCGAGCACCGGCAGGCGGCGACCAAACGGCGGCGGCGGCGGCGGCGGCGAGCACCGGCAGGCGGCGACCAAACGGCGGCGGCGGCGGCGAGCACCGGCAGGCGGCGACCAAACGGCGGCGGCGGCGGCGGCGGCGAGCACCGGCAGGCGGCGACCAAACGGCGGCGGCGGCGGCGGCAGCGAGCACCGGCAGGCGGCGACCAAACGGCGGCGGCGGCGGCGGCGGCGAGCACCGGCAGGCGGCGACCAAACGGCGGCGGCGGCGGCGGCGAGCACCGGCAGGCGGCGACCAAACGGCGGCGGCGGCGGCGGCGAGCACCGGCAGGCGGCGACCAAACGGCGGCGGCGGCGGCGGCGAGCACCGGCAGGCGGCGACCAAACGGCGGCGGCGGCGGCGGCGAGCACCGGCAGGCGGCGACCAAACGGCGGCGGCGGCGGCGGCGAGCACCGGCAGCACCGGCAGGCGGCGACCAAACGGCGGCGGCGGCGAGCACCGGCAGGCGGCGACCAAACGGCGGCGGCGGCGGCGGCGAGCACCGGCAGGCGGCGACCAAACGGCGGCGGCGGCGGCGGCGGCGGCGGCGGCGGCGGCGGCGGCGACCAAACGGCGGCGGCGGCGGCGGCGAGCACCGGCAGGUGGCGACCAAACGGCGGCGGCGGCGGCGGCGAGCACCGGCAGGCGGCGACCAAACGGCGGCGGCGGCGGCGGCGGCGAGCACCGGCAGGCGGCGACCAAACGGCGGCGGCGGCGGCGGCGAGCACCGGCAGGCGGCGACCAAACGGCGGCGGCGGCGGCGGCGAGCACCGGCAGGCGGCGACCAAACGGCGGCGGCGGCGGCGGCGAGCACCGGCAGGCGGCGACCAAACGGCGGCGGCGGCGGCGGCGAGCACCGGCAGGCGGCGACCAAACGGCGGCGGCGGCGGCGGCGAGCACCGGCAGGCGGCGACCAAACGGCGGCGGCGGCGGCGGCGAGCACCGGCAGGCGGCGACCAAACGGCGGCGGCGGCGGCGGCGAGCACCGGCAGGCGGCGACCAAACGGCGGCGGCGGCGGCGAGCACCGGCAGGCGGCGACCAAACGGCGGCGGCGGCGGCGGCGAGCACCGGCAGGCGGCGACCAAACGGCGGCGGCGGCGGCGAGCACCGGCAGGCGGCGACCAAACGGCGGCGGCGGCGGCGAGCACCGGCAGGCGGCGACCAAACGGCGGCGGCGGCGGCGCGCACCGGCAGGCGGCGACCAACCGGCGGCGGCGGCGGCGGCGGCGGCGAGCACCGGCAGGCGGCGACCAAACGGCGGCGGCGGCGGCGGCGAGCACCGGCAGGCGGCGACCAAACGGCGGCGGCGGCGGCGGCGAGCACCGGCAGGCGGCGACCAAACGGCGGCGGCGGCGGCGGCGAGCACCGGCAGGCGGCGACCAAACGGCGGCGGCGGCGGCGGCGAGCACCGGCAGGCGGCGACCAAACGGCGGCGGCGGCGGCGAGCACCGGCAGGCGGCGACCAAAUGGCGGCGGCGGCGGCGGCGAGCACCGGCAGGCGGCGACCAAACGGCGGCGGCGGCGGCGAGCACCGGCAGGCGGCGACCAAACGGCGGCGGCGGCGGCGAGCACCGGCAGGCGGCGACCAAACGGCGGCGGCGGCGGCGAGCACCGGCAGGCGGCGACCAAACGGCGGCGGCGGCGGCGACCAAACGGCGGCGGCGGCGGCGACCAAACGGCGGCGGCGGCGGCGAGCACCGGCAGGCGGCGACCAAACGGCGGCGGCGGCGGCGGCGGCGAGCACCGGCAGGCGGCGACCAAACGGCGGCGGCGGCGGCGGCGAGCACCGGCAGGCGGCGACCAAACGGCGGCGGCGGCGGCGACCAAACGGCGGCGGCGGCGGCGAGCACCGGCAGGCGGCGACCAAACGGCGGCGGCGGCGGCGAGCACCGGCAGGCGGCGACCAAACGGCGGCGGCGGCGGCGGCGAGCACCGGCAGGCGGCGACCAAACGGCGGCGGCGGCGGCGGCGAGCACCGGCAGGCGGCGACCAAACGGCGGCGGCGGCGGCGAGCACCGGCAGGCGGCGAGCACCGGCAGGCGGCGACCAAACGGCGGCGGCGGCGGCGGCGAGCACCGGCAGGCGGCGACCAAACGGCGGCGGCGGCGGCGAGCACCGGCAGGCGGCGACCAAACGGCGGCGGCGGCGGCGGCGAGCACCGGCAGGCGGCGACCAAACGGCGGCGGCGGCGGCGGCGAGCACCGGCAGGCGGCGACCAAACGGCGGCGGCGGCGGCGAGCACCGGCAGGCGGCGACCAAACGGCGGCGGCGGCGGCGAGCACCGGCAGGCGGCAACCAAACGGCGGCGGCGGCGGCGAGCACCGGCAGGCGGCGACCAAACGGCGGCGGCGGCGGCGAGCACCGGCAGGCGGCGACCAAACGGCGGCGGCGGCGGCGAGCACCGGCAGGCGGCGACCAAACGGCGGCGGCGGCGGCGAGCACCGGCAGGCGGCGACCAAACGGCGGCGGCGGCGGCGAGCACCGGCAGGCGGCGACCAAACGGCGGCGGCGGCGGCGAGCACCGGCAGGCGGCGACCAAACGGCGGCGGCGGCGGCGAGCACCGGCAGGCGGCGACCAAACGGCGGCGGCGGCGGCGAGCACCGGCAGGCGGCGACCAAACGGCGGCGGCGGCGGCGAGCACCGGCAGGCGGCGACCAAACGGCGGCGGCGGCGGCGAGCACCGGCAGGCGGCGACCAAACGGCGGCGGCGGCGGCGAGCACCGGCAGGCGGCGACCAAACGGCGGCGGCGGCGAGCACCGGCAGGCGGCGACCAAACGGCGGCGGCGGCGGCGAGCACCGGCAGGCGGCGACCAAACGGCGGCGGCGGCGGCGAGCACCGGCAGGCGGCGACCAAACGGCGGCGGCGGCGGCGAGCACCGGCAGGCGGCGACCAAACGGCGGCGGCGGCGGCGGCGAGCACCGGCAGGCGGCGACCAAACGGCGGCGGCGGCGGCGAGCACCGGCAGGCGGCGACCAAACGGCGGCGGCGGCGGCGAGCACCGGCAGGCGGCGACCAAACGGCGGCGGCGGCGAGCACCGGCAGGCGGCGACCAAACGGCGGCGGCGGCGAGCACCGGCAGAGAUAAUUCUUAG
Molecule: messenger RNA, 8277 nt
Organism: Schistocerca cancellata (South American locust)
Lineage: Eukaryota; Metazoa; Arthropoda; Insecta; Orthoptera; Acrididae
Exons: 6
Coding region: 1-8277 (2758 amino acids)
Source: RefSeq, a predicted model, not a curated record